Molecule: messenger RNA, 1308 nt
Organism: Neoarthrinium moseri
Lineage: Eukaryota; Fungi; Ascomycota; Sordariomycetes; Amphisphaeriales; Apiosporaceae
Exons: 6
Coding region: 1-1308 (435 amino acids)
Molecular function (GO): methyltransferase activity
Source: RefSeq, a predicted model, not a curated record
AUGGCGGAGAAUAACGUCUCGCUCGGUCUAGGCGACUUGAAGCAAGUGGAACUUGAGAAAGAGGGUCAAGCGGCCAGCGUGAGAGCAGCGCAUCACGCAAACCGAAAGCUGCCUGGAUUUGAAGCUCACCAACCUGUUGGUGAAAGCUCUCAAUAUGGGUAUAGCGUCGGCUACCAAACGCAGCUACUACUGCCAUCUCAACUACUAUCGUCCAAUCCUCCGAUGCAAGUCCCACCAUCGCAACUGCUUAGUGAGGGCAUGCCUCUAGUGAACCCGAUACUUUCUGACGCCGCCAACAACUCUCAAUUUAAUCGAUCGCCUCCGUUGGAUGCCGCUGAAUAUGUCAAGAAGGCCAACGAACUUAUUAAUGCCUCGCUCGAGCGAACGCCAGGUGGCACAUCAGUGGUCGAGCCUGAUUCUGUGUUAGACGAGUCCGGCCGCUUGUAUCACGGGUACAAUCAGGGGAAAUAUUUCUUACCCAAUGACGCUGCAGAACAAGAUCGCUUAGACUUUCAGCACAAGAUAUUCUUGAUUAUGUUGGAAGACUGGCUCCAUUUAGCCCCUAUGACCACUGUGCCAAACUUUGUGCUUGACAUAGCUACGGGAACUGGCACCGAGAAAUACCCAUCUUCCUUCGUUAUUGGUACAGAUCUGAGCGCUAUUCAGCCUGAUCCCAGGGUACCGAACUGCGUUUUCCAGAAAGACGACGCUGACGCCCCAUGGGUCUUCCCAGCCCCUCACCCACCAGAGGCUCAAUGCGUGGUUCCAUGCGAGCACCGGAUCAUGUUUGACUACAUACAUCUUCGCCUAGUUGCUACGUGUUUCGACGACCCUCGCGUGCUUAUGCGUCAGGCUUACGAUAACUUAGCCCCCGGUGGGUGGAUCGAGUAUCAGGAUGUCAGUUUGGAUCUACAAUCUAAAGACUUUGAGGGAUCGGCAUUCCAGAAGUACUCAGAAGGCUGUGUCCGCGGAGCGGCGGUUAUGGGCAGAGAUCUGCUAAUCCCCUACAAGUACAAGGCCUAUUUGGAAGAAGUUGGCUUUGUGGAUGUUGAGCAUAGACAACUAGUAUUGCCUUACAGCCCCUGGCCACAAGACCGGAAGCUCAGACAAGCGGGCCUGUACAACUUGCAGAACGGACUAGAUGGAGCAAGAGGCUUCGGCUACAAGAUGCUGCGUUUUGCCGAGUACUCUCCUGACGAGGUCGAGACCAUCGUGCAAGAAGCAGUGGACUACAUCAAAGAUAGCCGAAAUCAGGCAUGGGCACCACUUCAUAUUGUCUACGGUCGUAAACCCCUAGCUAGAGCUUGA